Molecule: messenger RNA, 569 nt
Organism: Stylophora pistillata
Lineage: Eukaryota; Metazoa; Cnidaria; Anthozoa; Scleractinia; Pocilloporidae
Product: tRNA (guanine(26)-N(2))-dimethyltransferase
Biological process (GO): tRNA N2-guanine methylation
Cellular component (GO): nucleus
Molecular function (GO): RNA binding; metal ion binding; tRNA (guanine) methyltransferase activity
Source: RefSeq, a predicted model, not a curated record
UCCAUCCUAAGCAUUUCGUUAUUCAGCCCUUUCGAAGUAAACAUGUGGAGGAGCUAGAUGUCUUCGGAAAAAGUAAAAAGCGCUAUCAAGGUAACGGAGGGAAAGGCAGAGAUAUGUUUUCCUGAUUUAAAUUCUGUGUUCUACAACCCCGUUCAAGAAUUUAACAGAGACUUAAGUACAGCAGUGAUAAAGCUGUUUUCCAAGGAACGCUUGGAAGACAAGAGAAAACCUAAGUUAAAAAGUACUUCCAACGGAGAAGACGAUGGAACAGAUGAAAUGUGUGAAGGACUUGCCCAGGAAAAGAGUAACGGAAAAUUGACAUUAGACACAGGGAAAAUACCUGGUGAAAAAAAAAGAAGUGAUGGAAUCACUAUCCUGGAAGGUUUAGCAGCAUCUGGUCUGCGUGCAGUGAGAUAUGCCUUAGAAGUGGUGGGUGUAAAGAGCAUAACUGCCAAUGAUAUCAGUGCUGACGCUUACGAAAUGAUUCAACAAAAUGUCGAGCAUAAUAAUGUACAACAUAUUGUAAAGCCAAGCCAAGAAGAUGCUGGGUGAGUUUGUGUACACUGUAU